AAAUCCACACACAACAUAAAUACAAACCAUAAAACUCACAUCUUCUUUACAACAUGCAGUACUACGAAAACCGUGAGAAAGACUACUACGAGGUGGCACAAGGCCAACGUAAUGGUUAUGGCCAGAGCCAGGGCUACGAGGGAUAUGGCCAGAGCCAGACCCAUGGGGGAUAUGGCCAUAUCCAGAACCGUGAGGGAUAUAGCCAGAGCCAAAGUCGCCCAGUAUAUGGGCAAAGCCCGACUCUGAACCACCGUAGCCAUGGUGGGUUUCUUGAUGGGCUCUUCAAGGGUCAAAAUGGCCAAAAGGGUCAGAGUGGCCUAGGCACGUUUCUAGGGCAACACAAGAGCCAAGAGGCUAAUAAGGGUCAAGGACAUGGGAAGCUCUUAGGGCAGCACCAGAAGAAAACUCAUGAGACAAACAAAGGUCUUAAUGGCCUUGGAAUGUUCAUCAACAAUGGUGAGAAGAAACAUAAGAGGAAAAGUGAGCACAAGAAGAAGAACAAGGAUGGGCAUGGCAGUGGCAAUGAGAGUGGAAGCAGCAGCGGUAGCGACAGCGACUGAAUCUGAUAUGCUUGCUCUAAAGAAAGUAACGCUUCUAAGAGAGACUAUACAAAUUAAGUACUUGGAUGUAAUAUAAUACUUAAAAUAAAAUCACUUAGGUGGU
This is a messenger RNA of Arabidopsis arenosa, 663 nucleotides long. The record is from the annotation of a GenBank genome assembly. Lineage: Eukaryota; Viridiplantae; Streptophyta; Magnoliopsida; Brassicales; Brassicaceae.